CGCCAUUACACUCCAACCUGGGCAACGAAAGCAAAACUCUGUCUCAAAAAAUAAUAAAAAAAUAAAAAUCCUGUUGCCUGUCUCCUAACGAGAGGUUUUGUAGGUGAUUUUGUAAAGGCCUGGCCUGGUGGUUUUUAGGUCUUGGGGCAUGGGCCAAUGCUUCUUUCAUUGUUGCUUAGCUGCCCUAUCCACCCUGGGCACUCAAAUUUCUCAUUCACCAGAGAAUUCAUCCCCCACACCAGCUUCAUUCUCUGCCAUGUUGUCACUAAAUUGCCUCCCAAUCUGGCACAGUAGAAGCUGUUGAGAGCCUCGAAGCUUGGCAUAACAUGCUGCUCUUUGUUGCAUGACCUUUGAUGGGUGGUGUUCUUCUCCUGAGCUUUUGUAAAAUGUAUAGAGGAUAAUAAUUUCUCCUUCACCCAUACCUCAUGGGAACCUCAUGAGGUUGAAUGAGGAGGCUAUUUAAAAGGCCAUUUUCAUAGAGGGAGUUGCUAUAGAAACACAGAGGGGUACAAGUACUUCAGAGAAGGGGUUUGGGGGAAGCCCUGGCCUGUUUGUUUCUUUGAGAAGUCAAGAUAUGGAAGAGCCAUAGCUCAGUCCUUGAUGUGUUUGUUUCAGGUGAACCCUAUGUCUCCUACUUCCCCUUACUUUUAGGAUUAGGCUUUUUCUGCAGCAUAUCCCACCAGAACCAGUAGGCUCCAGUACAGGAAGAAUUUCACUGCAGUACAAUGUCAAACAUUAGGGCUGGUAUAGUGGGCAUUUGUAGAAUGAAUCUAGCUUAAUACUUUUCCACUGGGAAGAGAAUGACAUGACUGUGGUAGAUUAGGAAAGGAAAGAAUAGAAGAUAAGAAAAGAACUUUUAAAAAGCAUCCCCUAAUAACUGUGUAUUGGGAGUACAUAGGCUGAUCAUUGUAUUGGAACUGUGGAGGGAAGCAUAAGAUUGGUUCCUGCCCUCAAAGAACAAAAGCCUAAUUGUAGGGGAUGAAGGUUAAAAAAAAAAAUGGUGGAAGCUUUUCAUAAACGACUUUUCAUAAAUCAGGUUAAGAAAGACCUCUCUUGCUAGUUCGUUGAGUGCUUUUAUUAUGAAAGGUGUUGAAUUUUGUCAAAUGAUUUUUUCUGCAUCUAUCAAGAUGAUCAUGUGAUUUUUCUCCUUUAUUAAUAUGUUGCAUUGCAUUGGUUGAUUUUCAAAUGCUAAACUAUCUUCGCAUUUCUGGGAUAAAUCCCACUUUUUAUAUGCUAUUGGAUUUGGUUUGCUGGCAUUUUUGUUAAGGCUGUCUGUGUCUAUAUUCAUAAAGGAUGUUAGUAUAGAGUUUUCUUAUGACGUCUUUGGUUUUGUAUCAAGGUAAUACUGGCCUUCAGAAUGAGUUUAGAAAUGUUCUAUUCUCUUCUAUUUUAUGGGAGAGUUUGUUUAAUUCUUUAAACGUUUGGUAGAAUUCAUCAGCAAAACCAUCUGGUCCUGGGCUCUUCUUUGUGGGGGUUCAUUUUUUGAUGCAAGGUACAGAAGAGUAUUUAUGGAACAAUCCCAUGUGAGAGAGAGACUUUUUAAGGACAUAGAUAUAUGCUUUUAUUUACACAGAAAAUUUCUAGAAGGAUAUACAAAAAAACUGGUAUCAAAGGUUAUCAUUGGGUAAUGAGAUGGAACUUGGUCUUAUGUUCCUUUUUUCUUUUAAAAAAAAAUCAUGAUCAUGCAUUGCUCCAAAAUUUCAAAAUAAAAAACUACUUAAAAUGACUAGCAUUUGGCCAUUUGCUCUUUCACUCACAGGCGAGAUGUUAGGACUGUGUGUCUGCCACUGGCCUGUCACCUUAGGAACUUCCAGUCUCGUAGGCCCUUGCAUCUCUCUCCACGGCCUGCUCUCCCUCUUCCCUAUUUUAUUCUCCAUCGACACGGAAUUACUGGUCAAUUCUCUGAAAAAAACCGCAGCUACAUGCUACUAUGCUUUCAGACGUGAUUUUUGUUCCCUUACCUUUCCAUCCCUUCCCCCUAAAUCUGCCCAAUUUUUCUUAAUUCUUGUUUAUCCUUUAAAGUCCCUUCCAAAUAUUAGUUACCUUCCUUUGUGCACUUUGCAGCUCACUCUCUUUUUUAUUUCCCACCAAGGGGGAAAAAAUCUCGCCCUCCUGCUGCCUCUCAUACAUUAUGCAUAUUUUUGUUAUUGAACUUUGUACUUACCCUGCAUCAUAAUUACUAGCUCACAUAUGUGUCUUCCCUAAAAGUACAGUUUUAUUCAGUGUUGUGUCCUGGUAAUUAGCACAAUGCUUGGCACAGAAUAGAUGCUCAAAAAUAUUUUAAUUCAAUUGAGUUCAGAAGACGGGGCAUUCUGGGUAGAAUGAGCCAUAUAAACAAAGGCCAACGUUAUGAAUUACAAGAACCUGUUCGGAGGACAUGAGCUAGUUUGGCUAGAUAGGAAAAUUCAUGCUGGGAAAUAUGAUUUAAUUAUUUUGGCACGGCUGAUAUUGGGGGCUCUCGAAAGUCAGAUAAAGCAGAUUGAAUAAUGGUAAGUAAAUAUUGAUUGAAUGAAGAACAUUUCUCACUUCCUUCCAGUCUUUGCUGAAAUCUCUCUUUUCAGUAGGCUUAAUCUGACCACCUCCUUUAAAACUGUUGCCUCUUCAUUCACCCAUCCCCUGACUCCAGCAUUCUUGAUCUUCCUCUCCCUGUUCUUUCUCCUUUUCCCACAGCACUCAUCACCUUCUGUGUACCACAGUCUAUAUGAUUUACUUAUUCAUUACAGUUUCUAUUUAUUGUGUGUCUUUCCCACUAGAAUAUAGACUCUUUGGGCCACGACUGUCUUGCUCACUGGCUGUUCCCAAGCACCUAGAACAUUGUCUGGCACAUAACCUUUGUAGUAUUAAACAGAGGGAAAACUCUCUUCAGAUUUAGUGCCACGCCUGCCUUGUACAUUUUAAGUCCUUUUAACCUGAUAAGAAGAAUAGCUAUUAAAAUUUUGAUACAUUCAGUAUUUAGCAUGAUCAUUAUGUGCACUAUUUUGACCAACUGUGUAUUCAUGACUUUUAGUAACCCUCCUGACUGGUCGAAGAAUGUGGAGUACACGUUCACAGGGAUUUAUACAUUUGAAUCACUAGUGAAAAUCAUUGCAAGAGGUUUCUGCAUAGAUGGCUUUACCUUUUUACGGGAUCCAUGGAACUGGUUAGAUUUCAGUGUCAUCAUGAUGGCAUAUGUGACAGAGUUUGUGGACCUGGGCAAUGUCUCAGCGCUGAGAACAUUCAGGGUUCUCCGAGCUUUGAAAACUAUCUCUGUAAUUCCAGGCCUGAAGACAAUUGUGGGUGCCCUGAUUCAGUCUGUGAAGAAACUGUCAGAUGUGAUGAUCCUGACAGUGUUCUGUCUGAGUGUGUUUGCCUUGAUCGGACUGCAGCUGUUCAUGGGGAACCUUCGAAACAAGUGUGUUGUGUGGCCCAUAAACUUCAACGAGAGCUAUCUUGAAAAUGGCACCAAAGGCUUUGAUUGGGAAGAGUAUAUCAACAAUAAAACAAAUUUCUACACAGUUCCUGGCAUGCUGGAACCUUUACUCUGUGGGAACAGUUCUGAUGCUGGGCAAUGCCCAGAGGGAUACCAGUGUAUGAAAGCAGGAAGGAACCCCAACUAUGGUUACACAAGCUUUGACACUUUUAGCUGGGCCUUCUUGGCAUUAUUUCGCCUUAUGACCCAGGACUAUUGGGAAAACUUGUAUCAGUUGACCUUACGAGCAGCUGGGAAAACAUACAUGAUCUUCUUCGUCUUGGUCAUCUUUGUGGGUUCUUUCUAUCUGGUGAACUUGAUCUUGGCUGUGGUGGCCAUGGCUUAUGAAGAACAGAAUCAGGCAACACUGGAAGAGGCAGAACAAAAAGAGGCUGAAUUUAAAGCAAUGUUGGAGCAACUUAAGAAGCAACAGGAAGAGGCACAGGCUGCUGCGAUGGCUACUUCAGCAGGAACUGUCUCAGAAGAUGCCAUAGAGGAAGAAGGUGAAGAAGGAGGGGGCUCCCCUCGGAGCUCUUCUGAAAUCUCUAAACUCAGCUCAAAGAGUGCAAAGGAAAGACGUAACAGGAGAAAGAAGAGGAAGCAAAAGGAACUCUCUGAAGGAGAGGAGAAAGGGGAUCCUGAGAAGGUGUUUAAGUCAGAGUCAGAAGAUGGCAUGAGAAGGAAGGCCUUUCGGUUGCCAGACAACAGAAUAGGGAGGAAAUUUUCCAUCAUGAAUCAGUCACUGCUCAGCAUCCCAGGCUCGCCCUUCCUCUCUCGCCACAACAGCAAGAGCAGCAUCUUCAGUUUCAGGGGACCUGGGCGGUUCCGAGACCCGGGCUCCGAGAAUGAGUUCGCGGAUGACGAGCACAGCACAGUGGAAGAGAGCGAGGGCCGCCGGGACUCCCUCUUCAUCCCCAUCCGGGCCCGCGAGCGCCGGAGCAGCUACAGCGGCUACAGCGGCUACAGCCAGGGCAGCCGCUCCUCGCGCAUCUUCCCCAGCCUGCGGCGCAGCGUGAAACGCAACAGCACGGUGGACUGCAACGGCGUGGUGUCUCUCAUCGGCGGCCCUGGCUCCCACAUCGGCGGGCGUCUCCUGCCAGAGGUGAAAAUUGAUAAGGCAGCUACCGAUGACAGUGCUACAACUGAGGUGGAAAUUAAGAAGAAAGGCCCUGGAUCUCUCUUAGUUUCCAUGGACCAAUUAGCCUCCUAUGGGCGGAAGGACAGAAUCAACAGCAUAAUGAGUGUUGUUACAAAUACACUAGUAGAAGAACUGGAAGAGUCUCAGAGAAAGUGCCCGCCAUGCUGGUAUAAAUUUGCCAACACUUUCCUGAUCUGGGAGUGCCACCCCUACUGGAUAAAACUGAAAGAGAUUGUGAACUUGAUAGUUAUGGACCCUUUUGUGGAUUUAGCCAUCACCAUCUGCAUCGUCCUGAAUACACUGUUUAUGGCAAUGGAGCACCAUCCUAUGACGCCACAAUUUGAACAUGUCUUGGCUGUAGGAAAUCUGGUUUUCACUGGAAUUUUCACAGCGGAAAUGUUUCUAAAGCUCAUAGCCAUGGAUCCCUACUAUUAUUUCCAAGAAGGUUGGAACAUUUUUGACGGAUUUAUUGUCUCCCUCAGUUUAAUGGAACUGAGUCUAGCAGACGUGGAGGGGCUUUCAGUGCUGCGAUCUUUCCGAUUGCUCCGAGUCUUCAAAUUGGCCAAAUCCUGGCCCACCCUGAACAUGCUAAUCAAGAUUAUUGGAAAUUCAGUGGGCGCCCUGGGCAACCUGACACUGGUGCUGGCCAUUAUUGUCUUCAUCUUUGCCGUGGUGGGGAUGCAACUCUUUGGAAAAAGCUACAAAGAGUGUGUCUGCAAGAUCAACCAGGACUGUGAACUCCCUCGCUGGCACAUGCAUGACUUUUUCCAUUCCUUCCUCAUUGUCUUUCGAGUGUUGUGCGGGGAGUGGAUUGAGACCAUGUGGGACUGCAUGGAAGUGGCAGGCCAGGCCAUGUGCCUCAUUGUAUUUAUGAUGGUCAUGGUGAUUGGCAACUUGGUGGUGCUGAACCUGUUUCUGGCCUUGCUCCUGAGCUCCUUCAGUGCAGACAACCUGGCUGCCACAGAUGAUGAUGGGGAAAUGAACAACCUCCAGAUCUCAGUGAUCCGUAUCAAGAAGGGUGUGGCCUGGACCAAACUAAAGGUGCAUGCCUUCAUGCAGGCCCACUUUAAGCAGCGUGAGGCCGAUGAGGUGAAGCCUCUGGAUGAGUUGUAUGAAAAGAAGGCCAACUGCAUCGCCAAUCACACUGGUGCAGACAUCCACCGGAAUGGCGACUUCCAGAAGAAUGGGAAUGGCACAACCAGUGGCAUUGGCAGCAGCGUGGAGAAGUACAUCAUUGAUGAAGACCAUAUGUCCUUCAUCAACAACCCCAACUUGACUGUGCGGGUACCCAUUGCUGUGGGGGAGUCUGACUUUGAGAACCUCAACACAGAGGAUGUUAGCAGCGAAUCGGAUCCUGAAGGCAGCAAAGAUAAACUAGAUGACACCAGCUCCUCUGAAGGAAGCACCAUUGAUAUCAAACCAGAAGUAGAAGAGGUCCCUGUGGAACAACCUGAGGAAUACCUGGAUCCAGACGCCUGCUUCACAGAAGGUUGUGUCCAGCGGUUCAAGUGCUGCCAGGUCAACAUUGAGGAAGGGCUAGGCAAGUCUUGGUGGAUCCUGCGGAAAACCUGCUUCCUCAUCGUGGAGCACAACUGGUUUGAGACCUUCAUCAUCUUCAUGAUUCUGCUGAGCAGUGGUGCCCUGGCCUUCGAGGACAUCUACAUUGAGCAGAGAAAGACCAUCCGCACCAUCCUGGAAUACGCUGACAAAGUCUUCACCUAUAUCUUCAUCCUGGAGAUGUUGCUCAAGUGGACAGCCUAUGGCUUCGUCAAGUUCUUCACCAAUGCCUGGUGUUGGCUGGACUUCCUCAUCGUGGCUGUCUCUUUAGUCAGCCUUAUAGCUAAUGCCCUGGGCUACUCGGAACUAGGUGCCAUAAAGUCCCUUAGGACCCUAAGAGCUUUGAGACCCUUAAGAGCCUUAUCACGAUUUGAAGGGAUGAGGGUGGUGGUGAAUGCCUUGGUGGGCGCCAUCCCCUCCAUCAUGAAUGUGCUGCUGGUGUGUCUCAUCUUCUGGCUGAUUUUCAGCAUCAUGGGAGUUAACCUGUUUGCGGGAAAGUACCACUACUGCUUUAAUGAGACUUCUGAAAUCCGAUUUGAAAUAGAAGAUGUCAACAAUAAAACUGAAUGUGAAAAGCUCAUGGAGGGGAACAAUACAGAGAUCAGAUGGAAGAACGUGAAGAUCAACUUUGACAAUGUUGGGGCAGGAUACCUGGCCCUUCUUCAAGUAGCAACCUUCAAAGGCUGGAUGGACAUCAUGUAUGCAGCUGUAGAUUCCCGGAAGCCUGAUGAGCAGCCUAAGUAUGAGGACAAUAUCUACAUGUACAUCUACUUUGUCAUCUUCAUCAUCUUCGGCUCCUUCUUCACCCUGAACCUGUUCAUUGGUGUCAUCAUUGAUAACUUCAAUCAACAAAAGAAAAAGUUCGGAGGUCAGGACAUCUUCAUGACCGAAGAACAGAAGAAGUACUACAAUGCCAUGAAAAAGCUGGGCUCAAAGAAGCCACAGAAACCUAUUCCCCGCCCCUUGAACAAAAUCCAAGGAAUCGUCUUUGAUUUUGUCACUCAGCAAGCCUUUGACAUUGUUAUCAUGAUGCUCAUCUGCCUUAACAUGGUGACAAUGAUGGUGGAGACAGACACUCAAAGCAAGCAGAUGGAGAACAUCCUCUACUGGAUUAACCUGGUGUUCGUUAUCUUCUUCACCUGUGAGUGUGUGCUCAAAAUGUUUGCGUUGAGGCACUACUACUUCACCAUUGGCUGGAACAUCUUCGACUUUGUGGUAGUCAUCCUCUCCAUUGUGGGAAUGUUCCUGGCAGAUAUAAUUGAGAAAUACUUUGUUUCCCCAACCCUAUUCCGAGUCAUCCGAUUGGCCCGUAUUGGGCGCAUCUUGCGUCUGAUCAAAGGUGCCAAAGGGAUUCGUACCCUGCUCUUUGCCUUAAUGAUGUCCUUGCCUGCCCUGUUCAACAUCGGCCUUCUGCUCUUCCUGGUGAUGUUCAUCUUCUCCAUUUUUGGGAUGUCCAAUUUUGCAUAUGUGAAGCACGAGGCUGGUAUUGAUGACAUGUUCAACUUUGAGACAUUUGGCAACAGCAUGAUCUGCCUGUUUCAAAUCACAACCUCAGCUGGUUGGGAUGGCCUGCUGCUGCCCAUCCUAAACCGCCCCCCUGACUGCAGCCUAGAUAAGGAACACCCAGGGAGUGGCUUUAAGGGAGAUUGUGGGAACCCCUCAGUGGGCAUCUUCUUCUUUGUAAGCUACAUCAUCAUCUCCUUCCUAAUUGUCGUGAACAUGUACAUUGCCAUCAUCCUGGAGAACUUCAGUGUAGCCACAGAGGAAAGUGCAGACCCUCUGAGUGAGGAUGACUUUGAGACCUUCUAUGAGAUCUGGGAGAAAUUCGACCCUGAUGCUACCCAGUUCAUUGAGUACUGUAAGCUGGCAGACUUUGCAGAUGCCUUGGAGCAUCCUCUCCGAGUGCCCAAGCCCAAUACCAUUGAGCUCAUCGCUAUGGAUCUGCCAAUGGUGAGCGGGGAUCGCAUCCACUGCUUGGACAUCCUUUUUGCCUUCACCAAGCGGGUCCUGGGAGAUAGCGGGGAGUUGGACAUCCUGCGGCAGCAGAUGGAAGAGCGGUUCGUGGCAUCCAAUCCUUCCAAAGUGUCUUACGAGCCAAUCACAACCACGCUGCGCCGCAAGCAGGAGGAGGUAUCUGCGGUGGUCCUGCAGCGUGCCUACCGGGGACAUUUGGCAAGGCGGGGCUUCAUCUGCAAAAAGACAACUUCUAAUAAGCUGGAGAAUGGAGGCACACACCGGGAGAAAAAAGAGAGCACCCCAUCUACAGCCUCCCUCCCGUCCUAUGACAGUGUAACUAAACCUGAAAAGGAGAAACAGCAGCGGGCAGAGGAAGGAAGAAGGGAAAGAACCAAAAGACAAAAAGAGGUCAGAGAAUCCAAGUGUUAGAGGAGAACAAAAAUUCAGUAUUAUACAGAUCUAAAACUCGCAAGUGAAAGAUUGUUUACAAACUUCCUGAAUAUUAUCAAUGCAGAACAGCUGUGGAGACUCUAACCUGAAGAUCUAUACCAAACGUCGUCCGCUUACCACGUAACACAGCUGCAUCUUGAGCAGUGACCUGCCAAGGGCAACGGACCCCGCUCCCUAGACUCACAGAUUUUCUAAUGCUUGGGCAGGUGGUUACUGCAUGUUCCACAUCAGUCAAUGCAACUUAGGACAAAACUAACCAGAUACAGAAACAGAAGAGAGGCUGCCGGGACCAGCAUAUUUCCGUUGCAGCCAAAUGGAUUUUAUUUUUUCAUUUUAUUGAUUCUCAGAAGCAGAAGGCAUCACUUUAAAAGUUCGUUUGUUCAUGCAAACUAUAUUUGCAUUCUUACAUUAGUUAAGCUAAGCAGCAAAAAGAAAACACACACACACACUCACAUUUAGCCCAUGUCAUUUAAUUGUCAGUUUCUUUGACAUAAAGCGCAUCUUCUCCACAUGGGCUUCACGUGGUUUGGAGAUGGGUGGGGGAAAACAAUCAGGUUUCUUCAGGCUGAGGAGGACUUGCUCAGGCCGAUUCCAAACAUUGUGCUCGUUCAAUGCGUAGAAAUGAUUUGCAUGAUGGCAUGCCGUGAUCAGAAGUCAUGCAUGAGAUCCAUACACCACAGGACACUACUAAUCUAGUCCCUUGCAUUGGGUCAGCCUUUGGACAGGACCCAGCCCUGCACCGUUCACUGUAUUUGGAGAAAAUGGUAAGAGUUCCAUACCGGCUAUAAUUCUUUAUUAUGAGUUCUUAAAAGUCCUUCAUACACCUUCUGGGUAGGGAAACAACCAACUAAUUGACUAACACCACCACCAACAAAAAACAAACCCAAUCCAACAAGCAGAUGGAUCCGUUGCGUAUAUAUGUUUAACAGACAUCUCUAACAUACAGCCAUUGUUGCACAUUUUGCAAGAUGAACUAUUUAAUGCUGCUCUGUGUCCAGUACCUGGGGGAGACUUUGAUCCCAAAUGGCUUGUACUAUUUAUGUCACUGUAAAACCAAAUCCUAGGGCUAAAAAAAAAAUUCAUUUGUAUCUUGCAGUAUUUAUGAUGAUCGUUUAGCCUUCAUACUGGAGAAUUGACACUUAUUUGGGAUAGAGAUAAAAGUGCUAUUCAAAGUAGCACCAGUUAUCUCUAGGGGUAAUUUGGGGAACUUAAAACGACCUUUCAUUGGGAGUUAUGGGGUGCUCAUUUCAUUUCGUAUCACGUCCUCUGCAUUGUGGCUUUCUCCAGGCAUGGGUCGAUACCGCGAGGGGUUCAGAUAUUCUGAACUGGCCUCUCUCUUCUGCAGAGGGGUCGUCGCAUUCUCACACACUGCAUGGCUCCCCCUGCCUCCAUCACAUUUCUCCACUGAGCAGGGCUUCCCUUGCCCACAGAGGUGGGUGAGGGUAGUAGCACUGGGGUUACGGCUGUGAUUUCCUUCAUUUAUUAUUAGAAUAAUAGUCACUGGUGGGACCUGAGGUAGAGAUGGAGCCGCCUCUGAACCAAGCUCACUUGGUUUCUUUACUGCACUUGUUUUCAUGAGAAAGCAAUUUAAUAUUAAUUCUUUAGGAUGUUCCAGCUUCCCCCAGCGCAUUCCCUUGCAGCCAGUUUUGCAGUCUGCUUAGCGACCUGCCCAUUGUCAUUGAAGUGUGGCUUCUGGGGGAGCAUCAUUUCUUCCAUUCCAUCUCCUGCUUUAGGAAAGACAGUUUUCAGUCCAGGGGUUUCUCACCUAAUGACUGGAUUUCAAGGCCAAGAUGCUGCAGUUGAAUGUGUCAGUAAGUCUAUACAAAGAGUGAAAAGAGACUUUAGCAUGUGAACCAAAUCAAAAUAACUUCUUCCUGAACCAUACACUAGAGGGGGAAGAACCACCAACCCAUAAUCAGACACACCGAUCUGCCUUGCAGUAGAAGCACUUUGAAGGUAAUUUCACAGUCCACCUGACUAGUUUUGCAUAGAACAAACCACAGUAAGUCGGUAAGCAGAGCUUUCUAUCUUGUUGGACCACUAGAAACUCUGUCCAGCUCUCUCAAGCGUGCUUCUGCAGCAGCACCCGUAGAAUUUUUGUACUACACCCAAUACCAGACUGGGAAGGCAUAUCUUUCAGUGACCCUGCUAACUGCUAGGAUGAAUGUAUAGUAACAUGUACAGGCUACAUUGUAAACAGCACAAAACAGAAGCUGACAUGUGUGGUUAUUCUUUUUAAGAGAAUUAUAAAUACUGUAAUAUAAUUUUAUUUUAUUGGCAUGCCUUUUUGUAAAUAUAAAUUAUUAACUUAUUAAAUAGGAAAUGGCUUCUGGCUUAUGCCAUUGUCAUGUUUAUUUUUAUUUUUUAUACUUUUCUUUCUUCUUAGAACUUAGAUGCUGUCAGCCAAUGUACAUCCCCAAACCAGACAGACAGACAAAAAAUUUUUUAUUGCUAAUGGUCUUUUCCAAAACAACAAAAAAUAUAUAUUUUUGUUCCAAUGUGCAAUAAAUUCUAACCACGUCUAUGCAAGAUUUGGCUAAACUUAAUAAUUGUUCUUAGGUCUUGAGAUGGGCGACAGAGCUGUAAGAUCCCGCUAAGUACACCAUGUGCUCAUGCUAGUGAUGUCAUUAAGCUACUAGAGCAUAGUGAUGAGUUUUUCUGAGAUGUAACCGUUUCCCUCCGCUAGCUCCUGACCCCAGCCCAAUAGGCUGUCUCCUCAGUAACACAUGGGCCUUGGUAUCUGGCACCCAUCAGCCAGCCUCAUAGGAAAGAAGCCACCUCCGCUGUAUUUGAAGUUUCACUUAAAAAAAAAAAAAAAAAAAAAAAAAAACUUUUCCCACCUUUUUAUCCUUCACCCACUAUCCUUCCACCUGCUCACUCACUCUCUCACCCAUCCUGCUCCACACUUCUUUGGUAGUAAAUGACACCAUCACCAGCAGUUUACACCCGCAGUUAACAGGCAUUGAACUGAAAGAAUCAGCGAUGACGUCUGUGUGCAUCUUCGCUGAGUGGGUAAGUGGCAACGCUUUGCCAAAUAUUAACGAAGCCAAUCAAAAAGCAGCAGCAGCCACAGUAUCACUGCACAUAUAUAUAGAUAUAUAUAAAUAUAAUAUAAAUAUUUAUUUUUUGUAGCCAGGUCCUUGGUGCAGUAUUUAUACUCCACAAUCCACCUUUUAAAAAAAGGACAAAAAGCAAAAAGAUGUGUGAUGCUGUUAAUUUAAAACGCAGAGCCAAAGCCACUGAGCAGCAGCUGACAUGGUUGCUGGUUUGUGUGUGAAAAACAUUUUUCCCCUCUUCUUUCCUUAACCUCCUUGUUGCUUAGGAUGAGGAGACUGUAUAAUUUAAAGCAGAGGAUGAGAGGAGGAAGAAACUUCCAUGUUAACAUGGCCUACUCUCACUCCUUUCUAAAUGAGCCACUUUUGGUGUCAGAAGUUGACUGGAGAGAGAGAAAAAAACAAACUCCCAGUCAAAGCUCCUAAAGCGACAGUGCCCAGAGUUCUUUUAUUUUUGCUGCAACCAACGUAAACCUGUAAAAGACCAACAGUGAAGAUUAGUGUAUUAGUGAAUGCAUGGAGGCCAAUGCUGCCCUAAUGAGACGUGAUAAAAAGUCCAUCACUCCUCUAAGCCAAAAGGAAACAAAAUAAAAAUGACCCUUUUUACUGUACAAGGGAAGCCUGUCUUUGGUGUGUUUGUUGCUUGACUAUCCCAAUUCUUGAGUCCUGGGAGGGGUCUGGGAAUUGGGACCUUAGCACAUUUGGGGAAAAGAGGGGCAUGGAGGAAGAGAAAUCAAAGGGGCUCUCGCAAAGUUCUGGCUGAGAAGGAGAGAUUGGAAGAAAAGCAAGGUCCUGACCCCCCAGAUCCCCACUCACCCAUUGCAUGUGGCAUUCCCCACUACUGGCCGGUGCUUAGAGGCCCAUAAAACCCCUCCUCACCUAAUCCACCUGGCAGAGCCCUCAGAGAUGACGUCAGCCAACCCAGCUGGACUGGCCUUACUUCUGCCUUUUUCACCUGUAUGUUUAAAAAAACAAAAACAAAAAAAAAAAACCCACCCCCAUGCCCCAAAGCUAGGGCAUGCGCGAUGCCCAACAGCCUCCACUCUGCAAGCUCAUACUGGGCCCUGCCCUCCAUCACCCCAGACAGGCCCACAGACGAGGGCUGGUCUCCUUCACAUUUCUGUGGGGGUGGGGGCACCCUUCCCCUUCCUUCUCUCCCUGUCCUCCUCUGGGGACAUCCCUCUCUAGGCCUAGGCCAUGUCUCCUGGUUCAGGAACACUCUCUCAGGAGGAUCUCGAAGUGCCCACUCUAGUCCGCUCCAGUAGCUGCACUCUGGAGCGAGAUGGCUGGUAGGUCAGUCCCCAUCUUCCUCCCCUCGGCCCCCAGCCUCCAGGCCUGCUGUGGAGGUGAGACCGCCAUGGGUCAUGACUUUGUGACUUGAGACCUGGGCAUCUUCUGUAAUGAUGCCUCUUUCUUUUCUCAGAUGUUGCCCACAGUUUAGCAAAAAGCUUUGUUCAUUUUCAGGUACCCCCCACCCCCUAAAGAAUUGGCUGCAACUUGCCAGCCAGGGGGGACAUCAGGAGACAAGAGGAAGUCUGGGUUGGGAGGGGCCCAAGUUUUGCAACAGAGUUUCCAUUGUUCAGCUCUGUGCUUUCUUGGAUUCCCUUUCCAAGAUUACCAUUUCCUCCAUUAAAACUCCUGAGGCACCCCCUGCCCCUGCCCCCCACUGCUGUUUGCUGUACAUAGAGGCUAAGUGGGGUGGGGUGGGUGGGUGUGCACAUGUGUGUGUGUGUGUGAAGAAUGUAUAUAGGUAAAGGGGAGUGUGGUCCAGUGGUUCCAGAAAAGGGACAGAACUCCUGUGUUCUAUCCCUAGCUUGACCACUGGCUCGCUGUGUGGCCUUGGGCAAGUCACUUAACCUCUCUGUGCCUCAGUUUCCCCAUCUGUAAAAUGGGGAUAAUAAUACUGACCUACCUCACAGGGGUGUUGUGAGGCUUUAACUAAAUGUUUUGUAAAGCGUUUUGAGAUACAGAGGCAAAGGCGCUAGGGAAGGGCAAAGUAUUAUUGGACUUAAGGAAGCUGAAAUGGUACCAUAAAUGCUGCUAUUCUGAGAGCCAUUUUAAACUGCACUGCUCCAACCACCCCCGCUUCUCAUCACCAGGACAGCAGGUCGAGAAAAUGACUUUCCUUUCACUUGCUUCUGGGGUUUGUGAUUAUUCAAGACAAUUUUUCCCCUUGCUGUAUCUCCUUCCCUCACCUCCUCGACUUGUUCCCUGUUCUGUUUAUGCGGAAAUGGCAGAAAUGCUUGAGAAAUGAGAAUGUGUAAGUGGAUUGGAAGUUUAUAGUAUGAAAUUUCAAUUUUACUUUGUACUGUACAUCUUUUUACUUUAGAAUUUGCAAUAAAGGGUUACGUCAAUCUUGUUUUCAA
Chlorocebus sabaeus (green monkey) is the source of this 13968-nucleotide messenger RNA. The record is from RefSeq and is a predicted model, not a curated record. NCBI's taxonomy places the organism in Eukaryota, Metazoa, Chordata, Mammalia, Primates, Cercopithecidae.